AUUAAGCAAAAAAACUAAAUUGUUAAUUUCGGCAUUACGGGAAAUUUAGUUUUGGACAAUAAAAUGGCAGACAAGAACGGUGAUAAGUCUGAGAAACCAGAGAAGCAAACGAAAUUUCCGGGAAAUUUCCUGUACAUGUUCGAGGUUGUCGUGGACGAUCUGCUAAUUACACGGCAGAAUCUUUGUGCUCCCGAGGAGUACCCCACUUGCACGGAGCUCACGUUCCGCUCAUCCAUGUACAUGAACAUCUGCGACCGAGAGGUCGGCACCUGCGUGAAUCCCUGCUCGCCGAAGUGCGGCAAGUGCUGCUUGUUCACCCUGGAAUCGCCCAUCACGGACAAGGACAAGCUACUGAUCCAUGUCUACAAAAAGAAGACGGAGAGUUGUAAGUUUCUCAUCGGACUGUCAGAGUUGGCGGUGAAACCGAUUUUCGACCGUGUGCGAGAGUCCUUCGACUUGGAGAACCCCAACUGGGAAGGCGCCAUGGCGAGUCAUGUGAAUCUGUUGCCAAAGCUAAAGGGCGGCAACAACAAGGGUCUCAUGGACAACUGCUCCUGCUACAGUAAGAUCAACGAGCGCCACGAGCAGUGGUGUCCCACCUCCGAACUGUCCAAACGGCUGUUGCCCCUCUUCAAUCUCUGCAAGAUGCAGACCGGAAACAUUGUGCUGAUCAUCCGAUUGGUUUGCAAUGGUCCCGCCAUAGUUUCCUCCUUCCCGUUCAUGCGGGUCUGCUCCCGGAAUCCCAAGUGCCCGGAGCCUUGCUGCCCACCGCCUUGUUGCCCGCCGCCAUGUCCUCCACCGUGUCCCUCAUGCCCUCCGCCAUGUCCUACAUCGUGCCCAUCGCCCUGCGAUCCUUGCGAUCCCUGCGAGCCCUGUUGCGGCCAGGGUAGUGGCACUGCCACGGGUGGACCCAUGAACCCAAGUAAGUGCUGCCAGGGGCCGUGCCCUCAGCCACCACUACGCCGCUGCUCCAUGGUGGAUCCUUGUGCCCCGCGCCCCCAAGAGCCAAACAAAAUCCUGCGUUACUAUGCCUGCAACAUGGACAAGCGCUGUCCCGGCGACUAUUGUGAGGAUGAAUUCGAUAGGGAGUGCCCCACCGUGCCCUCAAAGCGCUGCCCGGCCUCGCCCAUAGACAAAAAGCUCCAGAAGUGCGGCCCAUGUGGCAGUCUGCCCGCCUAUCCCCGUUACAUUCAGGAACGCCUGGCAGGUGCACCGGCGCCUCCAUUAGAAACCGACAAGGAUAAGGGUAAGGGCAAGGGCAAGGAUGGAAAGGACGGCAAAGAUGGCAAGGAUGGGAAGGAUGCAAAGGGCAAGAAAGGCAAGCGCCAAGUUGGUGGUGCUGUUCACUGUGUGGGCAACCCCAAGGUCUGCCCAUCUGCAGUUUACGAUGAUACCUAUCCGACCGUCUGCAAAGGGAGACUCGAGGCCACCCGAAAGCAGUCCUUUGUGGAUCCCAAAGAUCCUCAGUACGAUGUAGCCUGUGAUGAAGCGCGGAAAAGGGCUAUACGGAAAUUGCGCCACUUACUGGUGAAGUACAAUAUCCAAAUUGAGGAUUAAGAGGCCGUUCGAAUUGCAAUAGGGGCAUCAAGCACCCAAUAGACACCCGUGUCCUGUGAAGUACUAUCACUCCUGCCUGA
Drosophila bipectinata is the source of this 1637-nucleotide messenger RNA. RefSeq lists its product as uncharacterized. Lineage: Eukaryota; Metazoa; Arthropoda; Insecta; Diptera; Drosophilidae. The record is from RefSeq and is a predicted model, not a curated record.